AGAUGACUCAUGAGAACGCUGAGACACGUGUGUGUGUCGUUGUGUGUAGCAGCAGCAGGUAGCAGCGUAUGUGUGUUUGUGAGCGCGCAUUCUUUAGCGUAUAAAGAAGUCAAUAAGCGCGCCGAAGUAGCACGAUGCGGCUACGAGUAUUGGAUUUAGUCACUGCCACCUGUAUUCUCCGAUAAACAUCGUUUCUUUUCUCAUGGAUCCUCCUCACCAAGGUUACGAACAUGUCAUCACUGAAAGAAGCAAACAGGCAGAGCGGAUCAUUUGACUCUACGAAGUAUGACAUUGAAGACCUCCUCUUCAAAGUGCUCGUUAUUGGCGACUUUGGUGUUGGAAAGACAUCGUUAAUCCGGCGUUAUACAGAAGGUGUGUUCAAUCCGGCCUACAAGAUCACCAUUGGUGUGGACUUCUUUCUAAAGCACCUCGUCUAUAAUGGCAACAAGCACAUAACCCUACAGCUGUGGGACAUCGCCGGACAUGAACGCUUUGGAUACAUGACACGGGUGUACUACAAGUACGCCACUGCUGCUGUGAUCGUCUACGACUUGUCAAGGCCAGCGACCCUUCACUCCGUGUUGAAGUGGAAGGCCGACCUCACUGCCAAGGUGGAGCUGCCAAACGGACGGCCCCUGCCCGUGCUUCUGAUGGCCAACAAGUGCGACCUGGGCUCCCAGCCUCCCAAUGCCCGCUUUCUCAGCAACUUCUGCCAGGAGCAUGGAUUCACUGGGUGGUUCCCUACCUCGGCUAAGGAAGACAUCAACAUAAACGAAGCCAUGCGUUGCCUGGUGGAGGAAGUGCUGGCUCAGCGAGAGGACUGCCACCUGGUUGGCCACCACGACCAUCAGUCGCUGAAGCGCCUCGGCCCCCGCACGACGCCGUCCGGUCGCAAAUCCUGCUGCCACUAAUCACCAGAGUGAGACACUCAACCUUCGUCCAGGCGUUUUAGCCGAGCAAUUUGAUUGGCUCGCAGGAAACAACGUAACGAUGACCGACGUGGCGGGCCGCCAUCCCCGCAAUGAUUCGCGGAAGCGCGAGAAUGAGUUGGAGUGGAAGCUGUGGCGACCAGCCAAGCCGCGAACAAAGGCGCACUCUGAGUGCGCGGCUCGCGAUUGUGAGCUGACUUCGCCAUUGUAGCCAAGACAGUGCUACAGUUUAGGAAUUGACAGCUGGGCUAGUUGGUAACGGUUCUUUAACAUCUUAAAAGCAGCACAAAUUUUGGCAUGGACAA
Molecule: messenger RNA, 1234 nt
Organism: Rhipicephalus sanguineus (brown dog tick)
Lineage: Eukaryota; Metazoa; Arthropoda; Arachnida; Ixodida; Ixodidae
Product: ras-related protein Rab-32B
Exons: 9
Coding region: 231-911 (226 amino acids)
Biological process (GO): phagosome-lysosome fusion; endosome to lysosome transport
Cellular component (GO): late endosome; phagocytic vesicle; Golgi apparatus
Molecular function (GO): GTPase activity; GTP binding
Source: RefSeq, a predicted model, not a curated record